AUGGCUCCUAUUCGCAAACCAACUGUUAGAAAAGAGUGUCAAUGCUCUAUCUGUAAAAGCAAGACACUAGGAUUCAAUCAUGUAUCUGUUAAAACAUUUAAACGUCAUCAAGAAAAAGAUAAUCAUGAUAUUACACAUGUUCAAAUGCCCCAUGAAGACACAUGGGAUACAAUUAGUAGUGCUGUUUCUGAGCCUGUAAAUCAAGAGGAAGAUAGUUUUGAAUUUGAACAGGAAGAUGUUGAAAUGAAUUCUGAGCUUAGAAACCUAAAUGACACAAAUGACAUUUUGGAUAUACGGACAAGAAACCAACCUUUCUCUGAAACGGAUUGUGUGUUUGGCCCUGAAGAUAAUGUCCAGUUUACAAGUGACACUUACGAAGAAGAAGAAGAAUAUGAAGAUGAAUCCGAUGUUGAGAUGGACAAUGAUGAAGAUUCUUCAUUGGAAUCAAUCUCGGAAUUGAAUUUGAUUCACCGAUUCAUUGUUAUUUCGGUUGCUCUUUUUGUCUCACUAUACGUCGUGGAUGAAGGAGCUGUAAUCCUGAUUGUCAUAAUCAACAAGAUCCUGCAGUUUUUGUUUGACCCAUUCCGCCUUCCCGUGAGUGUUGCUGGCCUCAAACGUUUGGCCGGAUUUGAAGCGUUGACAAGUGGUGUCAAGAAGUAUGUUGCAUGUAGCAAAUGCCAUACCAUAUAUGAUAAUGAAGCCGCCCCUUUGUGUUGUACAUCACCCAAUUUCGUUGCACAUGGUGUUCGCUGGUCCGAACUGCAUCGUCUUCAGUACUUUGACAUUGUCCGCUGCACGAUCAUUGAUCCCAUGCACAAUCUUUUCUUAGGCACUGCCAAAAGAAUGCUGGAGAGAUGGGUUGCGGAUGGAUUAAUCGACGAUAAAAAACUCGUUGCCAUGCAAAAGGCUGUUGAGAAGGUAGUGUUGCCGCCCGAUUACACGUCACUUGGGACAAAGAUUGCCAAGGGAUUUCCCUAUAUGAAGGCUGAUGAGUGGAAGUCUUGGUGCCUUGUGUACUCUCCUGUGGUUCUAAGGGAUGUGUUGCCGUUGCCAGAGUUCAAGAACUGGAUAGAGUUUGUUAACGCAUGCAGAUACUUCACCAAGCCUAGUGUUUCUGAAGAAGACAUUGAGAAAGGACACAAAUGCUUAGAAGAAUUCUGUAAAGGGUGUGAGACAUUGUACGACCUGGACCUUCUCUCUCCCAACAUGCACCUGCAUCUGCACUUACGCCAAACAAUGAUUGACUUUGGGCCCGUCUAUGGCUAUUGGCUUUUCAGCUUUGAAAUAAACGGGUUCGAAUCGACAUUUAUGAGACAGUUCAUUGAAGAGUCGUGGAAGGGAGAUUUUGUUCGUCGACUUCUGAAAGCUAUGCAUGCACUUGCAUGUUUUGAAAUUUUCGAUAAGUUCACCAACACCAACACCAACACCAACACCUACCUCUCUCACUCUUUCUCAAUUUCCAAAUAUCUUGAAGCUUCACAGAAUCUUUCAAUGACAAUUCGUGGAAACGAGCCCCUGCCACCAUCCGCCUUGCCAUUGAAAACAAGACCAUUAUCAUUUAUGCCAAAACAUGAAUAUGAUUGUCUUGUAGGAUACUAUCAAGCUGCGUACAAGAAUCCACAGAUCUCAGGUUGCAAAGAUGUAAUUGAUGACUCACCUUUCGUCAAUGACUGGAUCGAAAUGGUGAAGUCCGUUGAUCUUCUUGGGCAAAGCUACAAAGGGUGCAUUGGCACGAAUGGCCGCGGAUCAUACAUACAAGCAUAUUUCACUGAACGAACUGGGUCGGAACAUGCGUAUGUUGGAGAGAUUCAGUACCUUUUUGUUCACAAUUUUAGGCCAACUGUUUCUUCUCUAACAUACAGAAAUCCCCAUAGUAGUCAGCAUGUAUUUGCAUUUGUCAAAUGGUUCAAAUCCACUUCGGACAAAACAAGAGAAUUAGAAGGAGUUGAGUUGUUACAGGAUGAAUUCUACAAGCAAGAUUUUCAAAGCAUCCUGCCAGUACAUCGGAUUCUCCUAACAGUUGCAAUAGUAGAUUACAAAACUACAAAAAACGUCAACAAAAAACUCGCGAUUCCUUUACCAAAAAAAAUUUACUAUUAA
Molecule: messenger RNA, 2100 nt
Organism: Phycomyces blakesleeanus NRRL 1555(-)
Lineage: Eukaryota; Fungi; Mucoromycota; Mucoromycetes; Mucorales; Phycomycetaceae
Exons: 6
Coding region: 1-2100 (699 amino acids)
Source: RefSeq, a predicted model, not a curated record